This is a messenger RNA of Clonostachys rhizophaga, 2394 nucleotides long. The record is from the annotation of a GenBank genome assembly. NCBI's taxonomy places the organism in Eukaryota, Fungi, Ascomycota, Sordariomycetes, Hypocreales, Bionectriaceae.
AUGUCAGCCAUUCCAAACGGCGUCCACGUUCCUGCCGCCGCAGUCCCCGCGCCAACAUCCGUGUCCACAUCGAGCAUCCAGAAUGCCGCCAACGAAGCGGAAAUCCGCGCCGCGCUCGAGGCCCUCCAUGCCCAGGAGACUGCGAUAAGCAAGAAGCUCGACUCCCUCAUCGCCACGCAGGCCGAUGUGACCCGCGAUCUGGGCCGGCUGGAUCUCCUCCGGGCCGGGCUGGGAGCCCAGGUCAUAGCGACGAGGACGAUCAGCAAUGACAUGCUCUCGACGGCAGCCGACACGGCCGGGCGGCUCAGCGACAAGGUGAAGGAGCUGGAUCUGGAGAAGAGCCGGGUCGAGGAUACACUGAGGGUCGUGGAGCAGGUAGCGGAGCUCAAGGCGUGCGUGCACGGGGUCGUGGGGUCUAUGGGUGCGCCCCAGGACUGGGAGGCGGCGGCGACGUAUCUCGACCGCGCCAGCAAGAUUCCCGAGGAGAUCACCAAGGGUGCCUUCGCGGCUAGCAUAGUGCCCAGCGUGGAGGUCCCUGAUGCCCCGUGGGUGACCCUAGAGGAUUCCAGGGAGAGCCUGUGCGGGCUGUUCCUGCGGGAGUUCGAGAAGGCUGCGGGGCAGAGCGAUGGGACGAAGGUGACCCGGUUCUUCAAGCUGUUUCCUCUUAUUGGGAGGGCUGAGGUGGGAUUGGACGUUUACGGGCGAUAUGUGUGUCAGGGCGUUGCGGGUACGGCGCGGACGACACUCAAGGAAGGCUUUGGCGGGCAGACGCGGAAGGACGGGUUCUUCUACGCCAAUUCCCUGACAAAAUUAUUCGAGCACAUUGCGCAGAUUGUCGAGGGACACGGAGCGCUUGUUGAGCGACACUACGGCAGUGGGAAGAUGGUACGGGUCAUCGAGCGGUUGCAGAGUGAGGCUGAUGUCCAGGGCGGGAUCAUUAUUGAUUCGUGGAGCGACGAUCGCAACAUUGACAGGAAGUUGACGGAUGUGAAGAGCUACCCCUUCUCCUUUUUGGUCCAGAGUUUCCUUCCACAGCCCCCUAGAGUGGGCACGCCGAGGAUGAACUCGCCAGCUGUCGGCGUUGGGAACAACCCACGGGCCAGCGAGGAUGAAGGCGUGAAUAUGAAAGAGGUGGACGGUCUGUUGAGUGAGAUUGCUGUCAUGUUGGCCCGGUGGUCCCUAUUUUCCCGGUUCCUCGCUGGAAAGUGCAAGGAUCCUGAUCUCCCCGUGGAAUCUCUUCUGAGCAUCCCCGAGGUCCUUAUUAAAUCAAACCUAUAUCGAAAGGUGUCAGGCAAAUUAAUCAGCCCCUAUAAUGUCAUGACGACUUUCUUCUUCCGUCGCUCAGUAGAAAAGGCCUUCCAGCUGGAUGAAUACCCUACCGGCCUGAGCCUGAACAUGAACAGGCAGAUUGAGAGCAACACGCCCUAUAUUAUCAUGGCCGUGGACGAUGUCAUGUACAUUGUUAAUGCCGUCGUGGAAAAGUCGAUAGCAACUUCACAAAGAGACAUCAUUGCAUCCGUCGUCCCUACUAUCGGGCGGGUGCUUAGCUCAGACUUUGUCGGCAUGAUUCAGCGCAAGAUGCGCGACGAGUCGUACCCCAAGCCUGUUGUUCAGGGCGGCUUCCCGCCGGAGGACAAGAUUAUCCAGUUCAUCGUACUGAUCAAUAGCCUGGACACGGCCAACGAGUAUCUGACAAGAAUCAUCAGCGGCCGUAUUGGCGCGGGAGGGGGCGCAGAUGGUGGCGGCCCUCUGAAGAACGCAUUCCCGUUCGAAAAAGAUGUGGCUUUCGUAGCCAACGCUCUCAACACCCUCCAAUCAUCCUUUGUCGCGAAGACAACAGAGCUCCUGAAUGAAGGAAUCCAGGUGCUGUUCAACCAGGUAAUCAAGCCACGGCUACGACCAGUGCUGGCAGAUACGUUCCGAGAUGCAGACUAUACUCUUACCGAGGAUGACAUUGCUGCAUUGACGCGAGGGGGGGAAGAGGACGAGAACGAAAUACUCGAGCAGGUGCCACGGCGAUUCGAAUAUGGAUGGGACCAGCUGAUGAAGCCCAUUGGGCGUCUGAUGACGCCAGGGACCUUCAGCAGCCUGUCCGACCUUACAGCGCGCUAUCUUUCCAAGGUGCUCGAGAAGCGAAUCUUGAGCUAUGGGGGCAGGACAAAUGCCUACGGCGCUAUACGAAUAGAAAGAGACUUUACGGGUAUAGUGGACAUCGUCUCGCGAGGCAACUACCUCGUCAGAGAGACGUUUGCCAAGGUUACUCAGCUGCUCAUGGUGGCGAAUAUGGAGGAUGACGAGUGGGACGAGCUGGUUGCGCUUGACGGUGAGGAUGGCAUGGAUUGGGUCUUGACUGAUGAGGAGAAGAGAAAAGCCAGGAGUUUAGUUCGGGACUGA